Messenger RNA from Rotaria sp. Silwood2, 588 nucleotides. NCBI's taxonomy places the organism in Eukaryota, Metazoa, Rotifera, Eurotatoria, Philodinida, Philodinidae. The record is from the annotation of a GenBank genome assembly.
AUGACCGAUAAAACAUUAUUAACAACAGCUAGAAAGGCUAGAUUCGAUGAUUUACAAAAUUUCUCUGGACGUCCUUCUGAGGAUGUUGAACAUUUCUUAAAAAGCAUUAAAAAUAUUGUAAAAGCAAAUAAUAAAUCAGAUAAUCCUGAAAUUUUUGAAAUCGUUCGUGGCAAAUUAAUUCAAUCAGCAGGAUUAUGGUUCGAUAAUAAUGAACAAUAUUUUAAAAAAUGGGCAGAUUUCGAAACUGCAUUCCGAAAUUGUUAUUUUUCAACAACAAUGAUGCAUACAAAAUUUGAUAAAUUACAACAACGAAAACAAUUACAUGAUGAACCAAUUACAUCUUAUUUCGAUGAUGUUAUUAAUUUAUGUCGAGAAAUUGAUUCAAAUAUGUCUGACUCAAUUAUUAUUCAAUAUUUAAUGAGUGGACUUAAUCCUAGUUUUAAAAAGGAACUCUCUCGACGUGAAUCAUGUAUGAAUACAUUAAAUGAAUUUUUAAAAUAUGCUAAAAUUGAACAAGAUUUAUAUGAUACAUUUGAAAAAUCUCGACAAUUAUCUAUUGAAUCGAAACCAACUUAUUUAACACCUUAA